GUUUUAUUUGUUUCAUUCCUUUCCUAAUUUCUUGGGUUUUAUGAAUUCUUGGGAUCGACAGGCCUGGAAAUAGCUCCCAACGGUAUCGGGUUGUUGGUGGAUCAUAUGGGUCGUUGCACGGGGGAAGCGUAUGUCCAAUUCACAUCUUCUGAAAGUCUAGCUCGGGCAAAGGAGAAACAUAUGGAGAAGAUAGGGCACAGAUACAUUGAAAUAUUUGAAAGUACAAUGAUGGAGGCCAACAUGACCAUACAGCGCCAAAUGGAAAUAAAUCAAAGCCGUAGUUCGGGUCGAGGACCAAUGUUUGGUCGAGGCAGUCGUGAUGGUCAUUCCGGUGGUGCGGGGAAUCAUGGAGGUCCCCGUGGAGGAUAUGAUGCACCUCCGUUUAGUCCAAAUGGGUCAGGCCCAAACAGAGGUCCAGUUCCUGGAAGAUAUGCACCCUAUGGUCGACCACCACAUGUUUUCGGACACCCGGGAUACAAUUCUCCUCCUAGAGGCUUCGAAGGACCUUCUCCCUCAAAAGGAUCUAAUUUUGGGCCACCUGGGCAUUACGAAUACGAUGAUCCUCAAAGUUCGACUGGGCAUUCUGUUCGUAUGAGAGGGUUACCAUACUCAGCAACCAAAGAGGAUAUUGAUCGUUUCCUUUCUCCUUUACAACCAGUCAACAUUCGGAUGCGAUUCAAUGCUGCUAACCGACCUACCGGAGAGGCAAUUGUGGAUUUUGCCAGUCAUGAUGAAGCGAAGGAGGCAAUGAAGAAAGAUCGUGAAAAAAUUGGACCUCGUUACAUCGAACUUUUCUUAGCAUCCACCCCUAAGGGAAUUUCUCCAUCUCGCAUAAACAACAGCGCACCAGUUUCUAGUCGUCGAUCUCCUCCUUUUCACAAUAGUAGAGGCCAUCAAGGAUCACAAUACGCUACCUUUCCUCCGCAACAAUAUGAAUAUGAUGAUAUAAGUUAUGCGGAAGAUGUAGGUUACAAUUCAGGUUCAAGUAGACCAGAUUUUAAUCAGUCAUAUGACGGUUUUCACAAUGGCACAAGUGUAAGAGGACCAAUUGGGCAUUCAGGAGAGGGUUAUUCAGACUACAGAUAUCGUCAUGGGAAUAACUACUGAACAUGAGGUAUUAUUUUAUGUAUACUUUACAAUUAAAAAAAAAUAAACAUUUUAUUAGAAA
Molecule: messenger RNA, 1168 nt
Organism: Schistosoma rodhaini
Lineage: Eukaryota; Metazoa; Platyhelminthes; Trematoda; Strigeidida; Schistosomatidae
Source: the annotation of a GenBank genome assembly